CUGGUCUCAUAGACUAUCCAGCAGUCGAAAAAUAAAUGAAAUUGUAUUCAAUCAUUUCUCGUUUUUUUCACGAUAAAACCGAACAAAUAUUUAGUGUGCGGAUUAACAGAAAGACAUAGAAAAUAUAUUGUUUGGCGCAAGAGCCUUCUUGAUAAACGUUACCCUGAAAAAGAGGGGGAAACUAAUAAGUAUCGAAUAACGCGAUAUUUGUUUGGCCAACCCUGCAGUGGGGGUCUUGUGUUUUUUAUUUGUUAUUUACCUCAUUUGCCAGGAAAAACAAAUUGUAAAAGAAAACCGAAUAGUUUCUGGGGAAGCAAAGCAAAGAACAUGGACGGCGACAAGCAGCUGGAAAAGCAGCUGGAGAAGGAGCUGGACGAGAUGCCGGUGCAGGAUUUGGACGAUGAUACCUACGAUGACUACGAUCUCAUUGUGCUCCCCGAUCAGGCAAAGUCCCCGCCGAAGCAGGAGGAGAUCGAGGAGGUGGAGGACGAGGAGGAGGAAGAGGAGGACGACGACGAGGACGAGGAUGAAGAGCAAAAGCUAGACGAGCGUCUGCGGUUGCGCCAACAACCAUGGCCAUCUUCGUCCGCCGGCACGAUGGACACCAUCGAGCUGAUCUCCUCGGACGAUGAGCCUUCGGUGGAGGAGGAGGCCGACAAAGAAUCCUCCAGCAGCGACGAUGUGGGCGUGAUUGAGGACUCGGCCAGCGAAAUGAACAGCGAUACCGAUAGUGACAGGCCAUUUGGCCAGCUGGAGCGUUCCUACCAGGAUCUAAUGGCUCUGCCCAACAAACAGUUUGCCCAGCUAGUGAACAUCAGCGAAUUGGCCUUCAAACUUAACGAUCUGGAGAGGAUCGAGUCUUCGGUGCUUUCGCUGGAAAAAGCCGCCACUGUGCCAGCUCACAUUUGGCUAAAAUAUCUGAAGGCUCGUUUGGUGGUCACACAAACGUCCGACGAGCGCAAGGAAUUCGAGGAUAGCUGCGCCAAAGCAUUGAGCUACUAUUACAACAUACCGCUCUCCGAGUUCAUAAUAGCCUACCUGGUGGACCAGGGAAACGUGGAUAACCAUGUGUUGUGGGCGAAACUCCUGGCGGACUACGACGUAGAGCGUCCAGACUUCGGUGACAAGUUGCGCCCGCUGCUCGCCACAAUCAGGGACGAAAACGAGUCCGCUGCCUUCGAAGAACUUCUGCGGAAGCACUGCGUCACUUGGAACUGCAGCCAAGAGCAGCGCGGCGCUAUUAAGCCCAUCGUCAAUAACUUCAAGCGUCAUCUGGACGACAUGAAGGCGCAGCACAACGACUGGGAUUGGUCGAAGAUACACAAGAGCCAUGUAGCCGAAGUGGAAACGUUGUCCCUGGAGGACGAUGUGAAGAAUGCGGUUAUCCGGUUCAUAUUCGAGCGCUCGGUGGCCAAGUUUCCCAUCGCCGACAUCCUGUGGAUAUCCUACAUCCAAUUCAUACAGGGCGAUGCAUCGAGCAUCGAAGAGGAUGAGGAGAAUGCUGAACUGGCAGCCAGGCGAGCUAGUCGCUUGAGCAAGGGUUUCCUGAGCAGCACCGCCCUCGAUUUGGCCAAGCGAGGCGUACGAAGUCGUCCGAGUGUGCGGCUCAACCACAGAUUUCUCGACUUAAUGGAGCGCGCAGACUUCGAGCAGCCCGAAGUCGAUCAGCAGAUACGCACAAUACUGGAGCGCAUAGUGCCCGACAUGAAUAUGACGGUGGAGUUGCAUCUGGACUACCUGGCCUAUCGCGUGCGCAACACGAAUGCCGGGGACGAGGAACAGGCGGCCAGCUUGCGCGCUGCCUUCGCCCGCGUUUGGGAGGAGCUGUCCGCGCUGUAUGGCGACGAGGCGGACACCAGGUACGAGGUGCUGCAGCUGUGGGCUCAAGUGGAGUACACACACCUUUCAAGUCCAGCGAAUGGCUCCGACAUUUGGCGGCAGAUCAUGGGUUAUCCCGGCAGCUCACAUCGCGGACUGCUCUGGUUGGGUUACGCUCAGAUGGAGAGCGAGUACAAUGCCGGCCAGGGCACACGGGACAUACUCCGGGAAGCUCUGUCGCAGCCCGCCUUGGAGAACGGCCUUGUGGUCCAGGAGCUGUACCGACGUUACGAGCGCUGCUAUGGUACUUACGAAUCGAUAGCGGCCUGUCAGGCCCUCGAUUUGCCGCGCGAAUACAACAACCUGCGUCGCAAACCAAAUUCCCACCAGCAACAGACUCGCCCGCAGCCGCAACAAAAUCGCGAGCCCCUGAAUCGCGAGCAGCGGCGUCGUCAGGCGCAUCAGCAGCAGCAACAGACGCAGCGGGGAACCAAGAGGCCGCAUCCUCCGUCCGCUCCCAGAAACGAAUCACCGCAUGGACCGCCGCCAGCUUCAAAGGCCAGACUCACUGCUCCUCCGCCAGCAGAGCCUCGAGAAAGCAACUUCAAGUAUUCGCAGAGUAUAGAGCUAAACAAGAUAUUUGUGAGGAACCUCCAUCCGGCGUCCACCAGUGCCGAAGUGCAGGAGCUGUUCGCGCCAUUUGGCAACAUAAAAGAUGUGCGUCUGGUCCACAAGCAAAACAAACAGUUCAAGGGCAUUGCCUAUGUGGAGUUCGAGCAGCCGGGAGAAGCUCAAAGAGCGGUGGCUGGAAAGGAUGGUUAUUUAUUUAAGGGCAUGAAUAUUUCCGUGGCUAUUUCGAAUCCACCGCCCAGAGGCUCCGCCUCCGAUGCCCCCAAGCCCAGUGUGGCGCCCAAAAGACGUGUGCCCACCUCGCUGAUCCCGUCGACAGUCGUGCGCCAGGAGGCCGCGGCCAAGAAGCGCCGCCUGGAGGUCGCCCAGGAGCAAGACGGCGCCGGCGAGCCGACCUCUUCGUCUACCUCCUUGGCCGCCGAUGACUCCUCGGAGCCAGAGGCGAACGGAGCAGGCAGCAAGGAGGAGAACUCAUCCGCUGCUGCAGCGCCGAAGUCCAACGACGAUUUCCGGAAGCUCUUCUUGAAAGAAUAGGCCAUCGUUAGCCCGCCGGCAAAGCCGGCAGUGAGCCAUUGUUUACCGCAGCUGUUAGUUGGUAUUCAAACACGAAUAUUUGGAUUUUAGAUAAUAAGAUUUAGGCAACACAAACUGAACCAAAUUAAUUGUACAAAAUCAAGCAGAACUAAGACACUUAUUUUUUGAAUAAUCAAAAGAAUAAAAAGAACAUCUCAGUUUGUUGUCGAGAGAAAAAAAACAGAAACUAUGAAUAUAAGUACAUGUUUUAUAAAUGUUAGCCCUGUAAUUGAGAAAUCCCGAUGUCUGUGAAUCCUGGAAUGCCAGAAAAUGCCACGUAGAUGACUUUAAAUGUACCGAAACCGAAAUAAAAUGUACAAAACAGCGUUGAUUAAAACAA
Messenger RNA from Drosophila ficusphila, 3361 nucleotides. RefSeq names its product RNA-binding protein 4F (gene Rnp4F). The record is from RefSeq and is a predicted model, not a curated record. Gene Ontology annotation, biological process: mRNA splicing, via spliceosome. Gene Ontology annotation, cellular component: ASAP complex; nucleoplasm; cytoplasm. The transcript has 8 exons. The coding region runs from base 328 to 2982 and encodes 884 amino acids. Lineage: Eukaryota; Metazoa; Arthropoda; Insecta; Diptera; Drosophilidae. Gene Ontology annotation, molecular function: protein binding; RNA binding.